AUGGCCACAGACAACCUCGUGGAAAGUCUCCGGGAGGAAGCUACGUGCCCCAUCUGUCUGGAGUAUUUUAGAGAUGCAGUGACUAUAGACUGUGGGCACAAUUUCUGCCGGUCCUGCAUCGCCCAGUGCUGGGAGGGAUCCGAUACAGCCGCCUCCUGCCCUCAGUGCAGAGAAACUGUGCAGCAGAGAAACCUCAGGCCGAACAGGAAGCUGGCAAAUGUUGUAGAAAUCGCCAAACGGUUUAGUUUACAGGCAGCAAAGGGAGCAGGAGAGGAGAGGGUGUGUGGGGAACACCAGGAGACUCUGAAACUGUUCUGUGAAGAGGAUCAAACUUCUGUCUGUGUGGUUUGCCAUCUAUCCCGGGAUCACAGAGAUCACAGGGUGGUUCCCAUACAGGAAGCUGCCCAGGAGUACAAGGAGAAACUCCAGGGAGCCCUGGGCCCUCUGAGGAAGGAGCUGGAAGAGGCCCUGGCUCUGAUGUCUGCAGAGGAGGAGAAAACCAUAGAAUGGCAGGGGAAAGUGAAGACUAGGAGAGAGAUGAUUGCAGGUGAAUAUAACAAACUGCACACACUGCUGAGAGAGGAGGAGCAGCUGCUUCUGCAGAGCCUGGAGGAGGAGGAGAGGGAGACUCUGCAGAGACUACAGGAAAAUGUAACCAAACUCUCCCAGCAAAGCUCCUCUCUGCAGCAGCUGAUCACAGAGAUCGAGGAGAAGUGUCGACAGCCAGUUGUCGAGUUGCUAAAGGAUGUGAAAAGCACCUUGAGCAGGAGUGAGAAUGUGAAACUCCAGGAACCAGAAGCUGUUUCUACUGACCUGAAGAACGUGUAUAAAAUUUCCCUUGACAUGAGGGAAGCGCUGAAGAGAUUUGGAGUGGAUGUGACUCUGGAUCCAGACACGGCUAAUCCCAACCUCGUCCUGUCUGAGGAUCGGAAACGUGUGAGACACGGAGACAAACGCCAGAAUCUCCCCAACAACUCUGAGAGAUUUGAUUAUUGUGUCUUUGUGCUGGGCGCUGAGGGGUUCGCGGGCAGGAGGCGUUACUGGGAGGUGGAGGUGGGAGACAAGACAGGCUGGAACCUGGGGGUUUGUAGGGAAUCUGUGAGCAGGAAGGGGAAGGUCACACUCUCACCUGAGGAUGGAUACUGGGCCGUGUGGCUGAGGGAUGGGGGAUACGAGGCCCUAACCUCCCCCGCAACCCCCCUCCCCGUGAGCGCCAGGCCGAGCCGGGUGGGGAUUUUCCUGGACUAUGAGGCGGGCGAGGUCUCGUUUUACAAUGUGACUGACAGGUCCCAUCUCUUCAGUUUCACCGACACCUUCUCCGGGAAGCUCUGCCCUUAUUUCUGUCCCUGUAACAACGCUGGGGGUAAAAACGCGGCUCCUCUGAUCAUCUGCCCUGUCCCAGCUCAGGCCGGAGGGAAUCUCGGCCCCUGACAGUGACCCCGCGGCACAGACCGGCCCCUCCCAGCCCCACUGCUCUUCCUGUCCCAGUGGUGGGGGCCAGUUACUGCAGCAACUGGACUGUUUUGUGCUGACCAGAUGCUGCCAGUUUCUUUUUUCAACUGGAGCUUCCAGUCGAAAACUGGACACCUGGCAACCUCCAGCCCCCACCUUCCCCGUCCCCGGCCCCAAGGGUAGCAGAUGGUGGGGGAUGGGGUCAUUCACUCCAGUCAGAAUUUUCUAACCCUGUGAAAUCUCAGUGUAAAAUAUGAAAGAAAAAAGAUUAUUUUAAUUUAGAAAAUAUUAUUGUAACAAGGUGCAAAUACAAGAAUAUUUUAAUUUACAUUUCAACAGUAUUUCAAAAAACAAGCAGAUAAAUAUAUUUGUAGAAAUGG
Molecule: messenger RNA, 1832 nt
Organism: Gopherus evgoodei (Goodes thornscrub tortoise)
Lineage: Eukaryota; Metazoa; Chordata; Testudines; Testudinidae
Product: E3 ubiquitin-protein ligase TRIM39-like
Molecular function (GO): protein binding; zinc ion binding
Source: RefSeq, a predicted model, not a curated record